AUGACAGACGAAGCAGAAAGCCAGCACAUCUACGUGGCACCAGCUGACGUCCAGUCCUUCGCAGAAGGUGUACUGAAGGGCAACGGCGUUCCAGCCGAGAACGCAGCUAUUGUAGCAAAAUGCUUGGUCGCCGCCGAUCUGAGAGGUGUCGACACCCACGGUGUCAAUCGCAUACCAUCUUACAUGGCGCGGAUCAGGCAAGGUGUACUUGAUGCGAAGGCCCAACCGACUCUGAGCGAAAUAACGCCUGUGGUAGCGCAAGUGGAUGCACACAACUCCUUCGGCUUCGUGGCGGCGCAUCUUGGUAUGGACAAAGCUACCGAAAUGGCCAAGAUCUACGGGAUUGGGAUGGUGAGUAUCAAACACAGCAACCAUUUUGGGAUGUCGGCUUGGAUCGUCCAGCAAGCCAUCGAUGCGGGCAUGAUGAGCCUCGUGUUUACGAACAGCUCUCCCGCGCUACCUGUGUGGGGCGGUAAGAGCAAAUUGAUGGGUGUUAGCCCGAUUGCUUGCGGUGCGCCUGGAGGCGAAGAAAAGCCAUUCAUACUGGACAUGGCGCCUUCGGUAGCUGCCCGUGGCAAGAUAUACAAAGCCAAGCGACGCGGCGAGAAGAUACCGAAAGACUGGGCGCUCGACGCUGAAGGUCGCCAAACUGACGAUCCGGCAGCAGCCUUGGAAGGGGUGAUGUUACCGAUGGGUGGGCCCAAAGGCUCAGCGCUUGCAAUCAUGAUGGACGUCUUCUCGGGAGUCUUGUCUGGCAGCGCAUUCGCAGGCCACGUCACAAAUCCAUACGAUCCCAGCAAGCCUGCCGAUGUUGGACAUUUCUUGAUAGCAAUCAAGCCCGACCUCUUCAUGUCUCUGGACGAUUUUCGUGAGCGGAUGGACCAUCUUUACAGGCGGGUCCAGGACUCUGAUAAGAUGGCUGGCGUGGACCGCAUUUAUUUUCCUGGUGAGAUAGAGCAGCUAACGGAGGAGAGCCGACGACAAUCCGGCAUACCGUACCAUUCGGCAGAAGUCGAGGCACUCAACGCAGAAGCUGAUAACGUAGGCUCGGAGCACAUUCAUAUCAGAUCUCGGAAAUGA
Messenger RNA from Fulvia fulva, 1080 nucleotides. RefSeq lists its product as uncharacterized. The record is from RefSeq and is a predicted model, not a curated record. NCBI's taxonomy places the organism in Eukaryota, Fungi, Ascomycota, Dothideomycetes, Mycosphaerellales, Mycosphaerellaceae. Gene Ontology annotation, molecular function: oxidoreductase activity. The transcript is spliced from 2 exons. The coding region runs from base 1 to 1080 and encodes 359 amino acids.